Messenger RNA from Entamoeba invadens IP1, 105 nucleotides. RefSeq lists its product as hypothetical. The annotation marks the transcript as partial. The record is from RefSeq and is a predicted model, not a curated record. The transcript has 2 exons. NCBI's taxonomy places the organism in Eukaryota, Evosea, Mastigamoebida, Endamoebidae.
AUGAAUAUGCAAAGUCUUGGAAAUGCACACACCAUCAUUCGUUACUUUGAGCUUAAUAAUAGAAUCGAUCAACUGUUUUCGUGGGCUUUUAAGCAAGAUAUAGUA